GAUACUUGGUAAACUCUCUCUCGGGAAGACCAAAAAAAAAAACCCACCAACCCCUCCCCAGCUGAGUAAUGUGAAGGAAGCAAGCCCUGCCCCUGCCUUGCACUGGUUCGGUCAGCCCCAGCGUGGGCAGCGGGGAGCCACCCGUCGGGUGUGAAGCCAGUGGCGGGCGGAAGCCGGGCUCUUGCGUCAGUGAGGGAGCGCAGGGGGGGGGCGAGGAGAACGGAGGGGCGAGAGGAGAGAGCGGGGAGUCAGCGGCGUGUGUGUCCGUGCGCCGAGACGGCUCUGCACGGCGCGGGCCGCUCAGCCCUCAGGCGCCCGUCCCCCGCCUGGCGCGGGGCGCUCCAGCCUCGCCUGCCCUGCCCGCCGCAAUGGGGCUGCGCCCGGGACCCGUCGCGCCCCUGGGCUGGGCCCUGGCGCUCCUCCUGUCUCUGGACGCCUGGCUCAGCGAGGCCACCCCGCCCUUGAGGUACAGCCGGCCGGGCGCCAGGAGCAAGAACUGGUGCGCCUACAUCGUGAACAAGAACGUGAGCUGCUCUGUGCUGGAUGGAACCGAGCCGUUCAUUCAGGCUCAGUACAAAUGUGCCUGGAACCAGUUUCCCUGUCAACCAACCCCAGUCUACCGUAUGAGUUUCAGACCUCGAUAUACAAUUGCUUAUAAGACAGUAACAGAACUGGAGUGGAGAUGUUGUCCUGGUUAUAAAGGAGAAGAUUGCAGAGAAGGUCCAGCAGAACAACCAAGAACCAUUCUUUUUCCCACUCCACCACCACGAACUGGUGUGAAGAAAGUCUUGGACUCAGAACCAACAGAAAUGCCCUGGGAAUCACCUGGGAAGAAAAUUCAAUUCCUUGAGGAUGAAUUGUUUAGACUUACGCGGACAGUGCUUGAUCUUCAAUCCUCCUUAGCAGGUGUGAAUGAAAACCUGAAACUUACCGUCCAAGAAGAUGCCAGUAAAAUGUUGGUCUCAUGGCUGAACAACCUUCAUGAUCACCCAGGGCCUGAUAGUGUCCUGGGUGGUGAAACAGACAGUAUUCAUCUGCCUGGAAUCCUUGGCAAUAAAGACCAGAAAGAGCCUUUUACUGAUUUUGGAAUGGAAGACAUAAAGUCUGAACUAGCUGAGGUCAAAAAUACCUUGAAGACAAAAAGUGACAAGCUGGAAGAACUGAAUGGGAAAGUGAAAAGCUAUGAAGGGCAAUUAAAACAACUGCAGGAAGCAGUACGAGGACCUACAAUAACAAUACCGAGUGGUAAUUUAUAUCAGGAAUAUCUAGAUUCUAAAAUUGAGGCCCUGAGACAGGAAAUGCUGGAAGGAUUAGAGAAGAAAAUGGCAGAUCUGAAAAACUCAUGUGAAUACAAACUAAUGGAUAUCCAGCAACAAUGUGAUGACCAUGAAACCAGCUGUUCAGAAAUAAUACAACUUGUAGAAGAAAAAGAAAAUGGCCUGAGGAAAGAAAUAAACAAGCUCCGAACUCAGAUCCAGGCUCCUUCAAACCAGUCAGGUUGCUGCAAGACCAGCCACAGUGAUGACUUUGGUCAACAGAUAAAGAAUUUGGAUGAGAAAGUUGACAGAGUUGUGGAAGCACACAGAAUCUUAAAUGCCAGAAUAGAUAAUGAAAUCAUUCGCAUGUCCACGCCAAAUCUAGAAGACAUCUUUGGCCCAAGAUGGGAGGAGCUAGACGCUAGAAUUAAUAUUACAGAGAGAAAUGCUGAAGAACAUUGUUUUUACAUUGAGGAAACUCUCCGAGGUGCUAUAGCUGCUGAAGUAGAUGAAGUCAGAGAUUUACUUGAGCAAAAACUACAGGCACUGGAAGACAGGCUGGGUGGCACUAUUUUAGAAAUUGCCAACGCCACAGCCUCAGAUGGACUAUCAAUUAGUUCAGGAUCAGUCUUGCACAGUGACUCAGGAUCUGGAAAUGAGCAGCUUACAACUGAGAUGAAUCUCCUGAGGAACAAACUACAAGCCAUUGAACGCCUUUGCUGGCAGAAAUGCCAAUCUGCAUCCCUAGAUAUGGAAGACCUUCAGAAAAGCAUAGAAAAUGGUAGCAACAAAUAUGAAUACUUGCUUUUGAAAGUAGAAGACAACUCUGCUCUUCUGAAGUCUUUAAAUGGUUCCCUUAAUGAGAAAUUUAACUUUACCAAGAGCAACCAACAGAACAUCCAGAAGGAUCUGCGUAGACUUCGGUAUGGUCUAAACAUCAUCGAUAAAGAUGUGAAAAAUUUUCAGGUUGGCUUGAGCAGCUGCAAGGAGCAACUUCUGGGUGUCAAUUCUACAUGUGAAAAGAUCCAGCGAGGUGUAUUCAGAAAAAUAGAUGAAAUACGAAGAACAGUUGUGAAUCAAACCUCUCACCCAAAUGAUAAUUGCUGUAAUGAGGUGAAGGAGAGGAUGGAACAGCUAAAGGAACAAAUCUUUAAUGACCUCAGGAAAUGUAAAGAGAACACCGAUGGUAUCCAGGAGGGAUAUGUGGAUAGCAGACUGUCCCAUGUUGAAAAGGUCUGCAGCAAAAUGGACUCCAUCUCGGGUAGCCUGCAGCAAAUAAAAGAAGGUCUGAACAAGCAUGUCACUAGCUUAUGGAACUGCAUCAAUCAGAUGAAUGGAACCAUGACAUCUCAUUCCAAAGACAUUUCUGGCCUCAAAAAUUCUGUCCAACAGUUCCACAAGCAGGUCUCCAAAAUCACCACUGACCUUCAGGAGCUGAUGAAAAUUCAGUCUGGGGCACCUGAAAAUCAACCAAGAGUACCACUGCAGUACCAACCAAGAGUACCACAGCCGAGAACACCGCUGCAGCCACCACAGCCGAGAAUAGUAAUACAGCCACCACGACAAGGAGCCCCUCUUCAGCCAUCACAACCAAGAACUCCACUACAACCAUCAUUACCAGGUUCAUCCACUUUACCACUUUUGCCUGGAUCAACUGGGAUCAUUAUGGAGACUGGACAGGCUGGUCCUCCUGGCACAGUUGUAAUGUCAGGAAGUGGACGGCCUAAAGGCGCAGAUGGUCAGUAUACCAUGCCCAUAGCUGAAGGAUAUGCAGGAGCACCAGGGUAUCCAAAAUCUUCUCCGCCUUCUACAGACUCGCAAGGACCUACUGCUGCUGCCACCUCUCUGGUGUCUUUUUCGGCUGGUCUUACCCAGAAGCCUUUUCCCAGUGAUGCGGGCGUGGUCCAUUUUAACAAAGUGCUUGUGAAUGAUGGAGACUAUUAUAAUCCUAACACAGGCAUCUUCACAUCUCCCUAUGAAGGCCGCUAUCUGAUCACUGCUGUCCUUGCUCCUGAAAGGGAUGAGUAUGUAGAAGCAGUGCUGUCUGUCGCCAAUGCAAGUGUUGCUCAGCUCCACACAGCUGGCUAUAAAAGAGAACUGCUUGAGUAUCACAAACCACGAACAAGGAAACGAACCUGUGGUGGUGCUGGAACAUUCCAUCUCGUUCUUCACCUAAAAGCAGGAGAUGAAGUAAACAUUGUAGUUACUGGAGGCAAGCUGGCCUACUCUGACGAAAUGUACUCCACAUUUAGUGGAGUUCUUCUUUAUCCUUCCAUUGCUCAUGUCUAGAUUCCAUGUGAAAAGAAGGGCAAGAUAUUCAGGAAAAAUAAAAUUUGAAGCUUUAAUAUAUUCAUUUUAUAUACUUGAUUUGAGUGGUGGGUUUAUGAUCCAUAUUUAACUCUACCUUGUCCCCCCCCACAAGACUUUAACAUGCCUUUUACAGGGCAGUACUUAAAACUAACUCCUUCCCCCAAGCCCUACAAACAGUAAAUUUGUACCCAGCCUGUAUGGGUAGCUCUCUAAUUUGCUCUUGUAUUACUCUUUAGUAAACAAUUUGCCAAUUUCUACAGCCCCCCCCCCCCGCACUGUAUCACUAUCAGUUCCAUAAUCCUAAAUCUGGUCAUUUGAAAUCCUACAAUUCUUGUCCUCUGGUCUGCUACUUUCAUGUUUCCACUUGUGCAGAGAUGAAGUGAUAAUUACAUAGGACUGACCCGAUUUCUGCCCAGAUAUUGGGUUGUUUAGUAUCUGAGCAACUGUUCUUUGGAUCAGCAGCCUUCAUUUAAGAGAGAAGUAGCUCAAGGGAAUUAUGGACAAUGGUUACUCUGGGCAAAAAGGAUAUUGUUUAUCUGUCCAAAGGGCAAACCUCCAUUCUCAGUUGCAAAAUAAUCAGUCACAUCUUAUUCAACUGGAAACACAUAUAAGGGGAGAGUUUGGCCCGACUCAAGUACUUGAUGCAAAACUAAGUCACUUUCUGCUGAUAUGGGAAAAAGGAAGAUGAGUAGAAGCUUCCUUUGCGUCAUAGUGCCUGGCUUUGAAAGCUUAAGACAAAAAACAUUGAGAACAAACCUCAUCUUUUCCUCCAGUAUGAGUGCUACAGCUAGCAAUGGGAAACUUUUAAUUAUCUGUGAUCUAUUAGAAAAGGUGCAUUCAACUGGACUACCUUUCAAAAACUACACUUCCUUGUGCCAAUUUUCAGAGGUUUUACAAUUAAGAAAAAAAUUUCUUUGCCCUGCUACUAUGUGUUAAACCCACCAGCCACAGAAGGGAAUAUCAAAGCUGUCUCUAGCUAGUGUGCUGUCAAAUACACUAAGAAAACUGAAAAACAUUUUCCUUAGUCUUUGUUUUAGUAACCACAUUACUUGUAGCAGCAGUGACAAACUUUCAGACAAGAGUGCAUUUUACAUUAUGUACUUCAACCAGAUGGCAGGCUUCCCUUUGGCCUGAAUAGAUUAAAUCAAUUUUAAACACCAUUGUAGAUUUCCUCAUGCCUUCAUUAAAGUGACCAGUCAAAUUAUGUUUUAGCUCAUUAAAUCUGGUAGUAUUUUGAUCCUUUUUAUGGCUAGAAAAAAAUCCAACAGCAUAUCUGAGUGGGAACAUUCUGCAGAUUUGUAAAAUCUAUAAACUGAUGUUUUUAAUAAUUUUAUUUAUAGCAGUAAUGUGUAAAUAUUUUAACUUUUCUACUGAUAAAUCCAGAACAGCUACUAGUCUAUCUGAAUAAAAUUGUUAGGAGGUAAGCACUCUUUCCUGUGAUGAGGUAUGAUAAAUAUACAUCUAGUCAACAUCUUGUUACAGCUGAGAUGGUAGCUUUGGAAUAAAAGCUCCUUAAGAACUCUGUUCAUUGCUUGGAAACAGAAUAGCUCAGCUUUCAGGGUCAGUUUGAGAAGCUUAAUACAUCAGCUAUAGAAGAAACUAUUUUACUCUAUCAUGGAAUUCUGAGUUAAAGUUUCUUCAUAGAUUUGACUAUAGUUUUUAUAAGCAAAGUAUCAGAAUCUCUAUUGGAACUUUAACACAAUCUUCAGCAAAAGUUGUUGGCACAUUCUUGGUUUCCAGUAAGCAAGUUAUAGCUAAGCUGAGGCUAGGAUUUUGUGUGGUACUAGGAAAACUACUAAGUGGAGGAGCUGCUGUCUCAGAAAGCACACUAAAUGUCUUUCCCUGGAAGCUAUAUGUUGUUUUCCCUGAAACCACAGUGCAGCUUGAAGUUUUAGCAUGCUGUAUGACAAAGUAAAUAGCUUUAUAAGGGGGUGGGGGUGUAUUUUCCUCUGCUUUAAGUCUGCUUCAUGCUUUCAAGCCAAAUCUUUCAGUGUAGACAUAGACCAUAUGGCCUCACUCUGUGAGCCAACUAUUAGGAGAACCAGUUUGCUCCUAGUAUAGGCAAAGAAGUGAGAGACUCCUCCCUGAAGACUAUGCUCUAAAAAGUUGGCUCCAGGUGAUGUGUGAGUCAAGUGUUGUUACAAUAUUGGUGGCUGUCCUAGAAAUGACUCAUGGAAACAAUGUGAGCUGAGCGCUCAGGGAAACCCAGUUGGCAGGCAAGCUCCCUUAAAAAGAAAAAAAAAAAAAAAAAAAAAAAAAGCUUUGUUUAGUGACGACAGCAGCAUUACCUCCUGUACUUUUCUGACUUAUCCAGAGAAGCCUUGCAGCUUGGAAAUAUAACAUGAAUGAGAUCUUCAGUCUAACAGAAAACAUCGGUCAAGCCUGUUAAGUGCCAGUUUCAAGGCAGGUUGGAAAGAAUCUGAGAAUAAAACAUACAAGACAAAGAUUUACAAGUUCUAGCAUCUGUCAUUCUGUGGAUGGGCAGACACAUGAAGACCUCUCAAGAAUACUAGAACUAUUGAGAUGAGCUUACAAGAUAGCAUCAUAUAUAAAGGCAGUCAAAGCAUAAUACCUAGAUCACCGAGAACAAACAAGAAUUUGUCAGAGCUAUUCUAGAAUUGAAGUCUGUAUCCGGAAAGACAGAUUCAACAUAGUGGCCAAACAUGACGAAGGAUUUCUGAGUCCUGGUGAGCAGAUGUGAUACAUGUGAGGAAAUGCAGACCAAGCAGCUAAAAGACAACAAUAUUGCCCAACAGACCUUGGAGAAAAGUAGGAAUGGACCUUUUCACCAAACACCAUCUCAUUUCUGGGAACUAGAUGAACUACCAUAGCAACCCCAUAGACAAAGCAGCAGCAUGGUAUCCCGAACUGUAUAGAUUCAGACAGACCACAAGUUACUUUUACUGAGUUUGUGCAAUCUACCUUGGAAUAGGAAUUUAAUCACAUCACAGCAUUGACUGUUUUUAAAACAGUGCAAAAAGCCAAAGAAAAUAGAUGGCUAGCAGUUCUUGAGUGGAGAAACACUCCCACAGCCUGCAUUAAUAGUAGCCCAGUACCAUGCUUUAUGUCAAGGUGCUCAUGUAUCAUGGUGUCUAGCCCCAGCCUUUCUAAAGCAAGCAGUGAAUGAAAGAAAUUGAAUAGAGGACAGUGAAAUAUGCAGUCCAUGGAAACUUGAUCAGCAGGCCACAACUGGACCAAGAGAGAACAGAACAGUGUCAAAACACCACACUGCCACAGGAACCAAAUGCAAGUCAGUCUUGUCCUCACAAGUCAGACGCACACUCACUCCAAAAUCAAACCACCUGCAAGGUAUGCACCAGACUUUACAAAGCAUGAAAGAACAAUCCUUAAAUUUAAAGUAGGAAUAAAAACCAGUUGGUGUGUUAAUUUAUAUGAUACGCUUUAAGAGUGUAUAAUAUUAAAUAUUAAGCAGUUAUCUCAAACAUGAGGAAUUUUACAAUAGACAGCUUUCCAGUAAGGGGCAUUGUUGUAUGAUAGUGAAUAGAGUAAUGUCUAGGAAGAAUGUAAGUGGAGGGAAAGUAAAGCUUGAAUGUUGCACUGUCUAGCCUCUCUUUUUAGCCUUGGAAAGAGAAUAUGUGCAGCACAGCCAGCAGAAGUGUAGUGGUUUUUUUUUAUUAUUUUUAUUUUAAGACAGACUGCUUUGCAAUUCGCCUUUGGCUUUUCCAUCACAAUUUCCACCUGGCUCUUGCCUGGGAUUUAGGCCAUCUCUGAGUCAUCCAGUUUGAAACAUUGGUCUGGGUUUUGUGGAGGCCUUAGCUACAAGCAUAGAAAUAUUGCAGAUGCAGUUUUUAAGCUAGCCAGUCAGUUCAGCUGGUGCUUCUGAUCAGAUCCCUCAUCCUCCUCACAGAUCUCUUUGAUGCAGGUGCAGAACAGUGUUCCCACAGCAGAGCUGAGGAAAGACACACUCGAUUCAGAGAGGGCAAUCUGACAAACUUCAGUAAUGUUACAGCCUUGGAUAGGCCUGCUUUUUCAAGGUAAAAAAUUGCAUUGAGUGCAUACCUUUUUGGAACUUUCCAAACCCAGCAGCACCACAUCUAGUCUUUUGUCAACUUCUUCCAUCACCAUGGGUUCUCCGAGACAUUAGGAGAUGCAAAGUCUAACAAAAGGUCUGCGCACACUGAACUACAGGGUUUGCCAUUCUAGUCCAGAUGUUUGUCCAUCUUGUCUGGAAUUCUGUAUCUAAAAGGGGGACAGAUUAUUUCUGCCACUUAAAGUAAAUAUUGUUGGCAAUCCCAUGUUUAAUGCUACUUAUGGCCAUGUAAGGGACAGCAAAUCUGUUACUUUAAGUUGCCACAUAUGCUAUCCCCAGGCAGAUAGUGGGCAAAGUACAUAGAGUACAGCAGGAAGUGGCACCAUAUCUGCUGUAGCAGAGCCCCCACUCCAGUAGUUUUGAGGUGGUCUGGGGGCCCAGCUAUAGAGCUCUGUACAAGAGGAAAUUGUGUUUCAUGUUUAAAGUGGUGGGAAGUGCACACAUUAUUCAUUUAUACUGUGAAGAAUCAAAGGCACAACUAUUUGUCUAGUGAGUAUUUCUGUACACAAUUCACUACUGUCCCAUAUUAGAAGUUACUGAAUCAGAUAGAUUCUUAUGAAUAGAAUAAAAAAGCUGGUUGGAUAAAAGUAACUCAUAGGAAAUAGCAAGUAACUAGAACAAGUAAACUUCCCUAGUAGACUGUAAGUGACACAUGAUCUCUAUUAGUACCUCACAUUCAGUACAGGUAACAGAACUGAAUAAUAUCAUUAAUCAGCCCGCCCCUGGAAGCAUUCCAAAGGAACAUUUGCUUUUCUUCCUGAUGAUUUUUUUUCAACUAGGUAUUUUCAUUAGAUAAACCUGAUUCCAUUUAAAAUAUGAAAUGCUGGUUUACAUACAUCCUUGUUUAGUACUUUGGCAAUUAUUUAAAGAAUGAAAUUCUCACUGGCUCUUAUAAAAGAAUAAAGAGAAAAAAACACUUUAAUUUAAAGUUUAUUUAUUGUGGCAACAUUAUUUUGAACAUCAAUAACCUACACUUUGGUGCAAUGUUUAUUUACCCAAAGACAGUCCAGUCUUUACAAAGACCACUGUACUGGCAUAUUCACAGAGUUGAUAAUUUAACACUAACUUAUUGUAUAGUUUAACAAUCAACUAUUUCACAUGUUCUCAAUUAAUAAUGAAAUAGAAAGUAUUAAAGAGUUCUGCUGACCCUCACCUGAAAAACAAACCAAAAUGCAGCUUUCAUCUGGAGAUAAUUAACACUUUUAAAAAAAUGAAGCAGAGUUUCAUCUUACUUAGCAGGAUUUAACAUAAGAAACAAAACUUUGAGGCAAAAGUGACGAUUCAAAGUCAUCUAAAAUUCACUAGACAUUUUUAAUGUUUCAUAAUGAAGUUGUAAUUCAGUUUCUUAUUUUUAAACUCCUCCUUCAAAUGUCAAGGAGUCUAUUUCUAGGAGACCUGAAUACAAUGUCAAAUGCAUCUUUUUACCCAUUUGGCUUACAAUUGCCAGAUUGACUCAGAGUUUGUCAGAAGUUAUAUAAUUUAGUUGAUUUAAGUGUUAAAACUUUUCCAGUUGAAGACUUGUGUUCUAGAAACAGUAUAAUGAUGUCACAAAGCUAAGAAUACAUGAUCCAGCAUCACACCUGCACUUCUAUACUCAAAAAAGAUUAAAAGCCCCACAUUUUUGAAGUACAAGCUUAAACACACAAAAGUAAAAAAGAAAUCCAGAAAUGUUUACCUCUAUACAUACAAGUGACUAAGUUAUGAUCUUUAAUCACUAUAGAAAUGGGCAGUGUCCAAUGGACUGCCCAGAUCUGAACUGCAGUGUUCCUUUUUUAUCCGCAGAUAAAUACUGUGGAAGUUUAUGGUGUCAAACACUGUUCCAAUGCAAAGGGGAUCUGCACCUUCAACAACAGUCUUAAAAGAGGUGUGCGUGUGUGUAGACACACUUAAAAGCUCAUCUCUUUCACAGAAAGAAUGAAUUAAUUUGUGCUGAUGUGAAAUAGGCUUAGCACAAACAUUGUUUUCAAACCAUCUAUUUCCACUAAGGUAAAAUAAAGGAAGCAGACUAAUGUGUAAUUCUGAUCUAUCCACUUCAUAGUGUAGAACUGUCAAAUGGUAGGUUUUCGCUAAUGAGAUGUCUUUUCUAGAAUCUGUUUGGAAUACUGGACAUUUUACCUCCCUAUGUAAGUAAUGGUCUGCAUAGAAUACCCAAGUUCAGUCCCCAAAAUGGCUUCUAAAAGUAAUAUCAUCCAAUCUGAGUAGGGCUCCAAAUGCAAGUUGGUUUCAAAUGAAAAAAGCCAUUUGCUUAAGAGGAAGACUCAAGAAUACUUUUGCAUUGUAUCCAAACCUAUAUAGCAGAAUUGUAACCAUCACAAACAGAGUGGAAGGGCAGCAUAUUUAUUCAGCACCUUUUUGGAAAUCCCAAAUGCCAAAAAUUCAUCCCAAAAUUGCAACAAAACCGAAGUGCUCACAUUAAUUUAAACUACUAGUGCUUAAAGGAGACAUUUUACCCUGUUCAAUUUGAUGUUUAAAACAGGUUUUAUGUUGAUUUUACCCUGUCCCCACCUUAAAGUGCACAGAAUUCAUCACUGCAUGUGUCAAACUGUAGACAUCAUGAAAACCUAGAUUAAGAGAAAACUAGCCAAGAUAGAUAAUGAGCUAAAAGUGCUGAAGGAAAUUCUGACCAUCCCAGAAGACCUAAUCUAGGAGAUACAGGUCCAUUCCUUUUGUGGAAAGAUUGCUUCAUUACUGAGGGGAAAAUUUUUUUCACUUAAUAGCCUGCAUCUCAUUGAUUUUCAAAGCAACUUAUGAAAAUUUUACCCUUUGUGAAAGGGCUUUCCCUAUUAGAAAAAAACCAAGAAAAGAAAUAAAAACAGAUACCGGGCUUUUAAAGACUGGGGUUUAUAAGCCUUUGCUCAGUGCAGUGAUCUAUAAAAUAGGCCACAUUCAGUUCUGAUCUGAACCUGCAAAAUAAACCAGCAAUAGCAUUUGCAGCCCACUACUGCUUCCAUUAUAGACAAAGACUGUGGCUCUUGACUGAGUAAUCCUUGUACAAUUAUGGCUGCUGCAAAUACUAACUUAUAAAACAAUAUCUUUAGACAUUUGUUACGAUCAUGAAAAAAAUGUAGUCUCCUCUACUUAACACUAAGUAGACUUGGGGAAUGGCCAACUUUUCCGUGGAAAUGAUUAUUAGCAUACCAUGAAAUCUAUAUACUGUAAUGAGGCUGCCAUUUAAAUAAUUUGUUUAUAUGGCACAGAAAAGUUCACAUUGAUGUAACUUGCUUUUUCCUUUCCUUCACCGCAGCCUUCAUGAAAGAGCCAGGUUCUCUUUGCAACUUCAUCUCUUUGCUUAUAAUUCCAGUUGCUGCAAGCUAUUCAGUAAAAAUAACCUACUUCAAAUGAUAUGCUGAUCCAAAAAUAUUCAGUGAAUCUGUUUCUCAGUUGGCUGGAGCUAGCUCCUGUUGUGUUAGAACCUCAGAGGGAGAAUUCUCAGACUGACAAAGGAAAUAAAAGAUUCCAUCUAAAAAUCUACCAAAUCUGCUGUUUUCACUGAUAGCCUAGGGUCAACAGCCUCAUUUCCACUCUGCAUCUCUAGGAGGCACAGCACAGAAUCUCACUCCAGCUUUAUGCUAUACCCUUCCUAAGAAGGGUGCUGUACAAACUAAAAGG
Molecule: messenger RNA, 11226 nt
Organism: Dermochelys coriacea (leatherback sea turtle)
Lineage: Eukaryota; Metazoa; Chordata; Testudines; Dermochelyidae
Gene: EMILIN2
Product: elastin microfibril interfacer 2
Exons: 8
Coding region: 369-3545 (1058 amino acids)
Molecular function (GO): protein binding
Source: RefSeq, a predicted model, not a curated record